Sclerotinia trifoliorum is the source of this 980-nucleotide messenger RNA. NCBI's taxonomy places the organism in Eukaryota, Fungi, Ascomycota, Leotiomycetes, Helotiales, Sclerotiniaceae. The record is from the annotation of a GenBank genome assembly.
CGGAAUUCAACUUUCUUCUAGAUUUUGAUACCUAAGCCAUUGAUACUGCAAGAUCGUGUUCCGAAUCUCGAUAUUCCCUUCAAUCAUGAGUCGAACUCUUUCACGGCGAGUUUUGACUCAAUCACCUCUCUCCUCCAUUGCCGAAUUUGCGAAUAUUCACACAUUACCCCUCCGAUGUUCGCGACCCUUUUCAAGCACACCAAAUCAGAGAGCCGAAGGCGACGAUCCUCUUUCCAACUAUGUUCCUCAUAAUUCCUCAACAUUGAGGUACGGCGGUGCCUCGGGCGCUAUAGCUAGAGCCAGCGCCGCAAGAUCAGCUUCGCUCAAUCCAAAAGCUGCUAGAUCCUCGGCCGCGGGUGGAGGCAUAGCAAAUAUAUUCCAAGGUAUGAUGGACUUAAGCAAGGAGAAGAAGGGAUCGUUAUUCAAUACGACAGUGCCUAAGGAUGGCACAUUGAUUGGGGAACGAGUUGUAGAGGACGAACCGCAUCAUUUUCACGUCUACGCCACGAGACAUAAUACCCAUAUUACACUCACAAGACCAAAUCGAGAACCGAUCAUCUCUGUAUCUUGUGGAAACAUUGGGUUCAGACAUUCGGGAAGGAAACAUUAUGAUUCGGCUUUUCAGUUGGCUGCAUUUGUGAUGUCGAGGAUUCACGAGAGAGCUAUUGGUCGAGAUAUUCAGAAAUUGGAACUGGUUCUGAGGGGAUUUGGUGCGGGAAGAGAAGCUGUUACUAAGGCUCUUUUGGGUACGGAAGGUAGAUGGUUGAGAGGGAAGGUUGUCAAGGUCACCGAUGCUACCAGAUUGAAGUUUGGUGGUACAAGAAGUAAGAAGCCAAGAAGAUUGGGUUAAAUGGGGAAUUAUGGUGGUAAAGUGAACGCUGUGCAUUUCUGCAAACGAUAGAUGAAUCUGUACAAUAGAAGAAUCGUAGCAUCAUAAAUGGUAUCAUAAAAUGAACGCUUGACGCCGGUCCCUUCCUUCC